AUAUCCCCAUGUCCCCAUAUCCCCAUAUCCCCCUGUCCCCAUAUCCCCAUGUCCCCAUGUCCCCAUAUCCCCCUGUCCCCAUAUCCCCAUGUCCCCCUGUCCCCAUAUCCCCAUGUCCCCAUAUCCCCCUGUUCCCCAUAUCCCCAUGUCCCCAUAUCCCCAUAUCCCCAUGUCCCCAUAUCCCCAUAUCCCCAUGUCCCCAUAUCCCCCUGUCCCCAUAUCCCCCUGUCCCCAUAUCCCCAUAUCCAUGUCCCCAUAUCCCCAUAUCCCCAUGUCCCCAUAUCCCCCUGUCCCCAUAUCCCCAUAUCCCCAUGUCCCCAUAUCCCCUGUCCCCAUGUCCCCAUAUCCCCAUAUCCCCCUGUCCCCAUAUCCCCCUGUCCCCAUAUCCCCAUAUCCCCCUGUCCCCAUAUCCCCAUGUCCCCCUGUCCCCAUAUCCCCAUGUCCCCAUAUCCCCAUAUCCCCAUGUCCCCAUAUCCCCAUGUCCCCAUAUCCCCAUGUCCCCAUAUCCCCUGUCCCCAUAUCCCCAUAUCCCCAUAUCCCCUAUCCCCCUGUCCCCAUAUCCCCAUGUCCCCAUGUCCCCAUAUCCCCAUGUCGCCAUAUCCCCAUGUCCCCAUAUCCCCAUAUCCCCCUGUCCCCAUAUCCCCAUGUCCCCAUAUCCCCGUGUCCCCAUGUCCCCAUAUCCCCAUAUCCCCCUGUCCCCAUAUGCCCAUAUCCCCGUGUCCCCAUAUCCCCCUGUCCCCAUAUCCCCAUAUCCCCAUGUCCCCAUAUCCCCAUGUCCCCAUAUCCCCAUAUCCCCAUGUCCCCAUAUCCCCAUGUCCCUUACUGGGGCUGUACCAGUUACUGGAGCCAUACCAGUCACUGGGGCUGUACCAGUUACUGGGGCCAUACCAGUCACUGGGGCCGUACCAGUUACCGGAGCCAUACCAGUCACUGGGGCCGUACCAGUCACUGGGGCCGUACCAGUUACUGGGGCCAUACCAGUCACUGGGGCUGUACCAGUUACCGGAGCUGUACCAGUCACUGGGGCCGUACCAGUUACUGGAGCCAUACCAGUCACUGGGGCUGUACCAGUUACUGGGGCCAUACCAGUCACUGGGGCUGUACCAGUUACUGGGGCCAUACCAGUCACUGGGGCCGUACCAGUUACCAGAGCUGUACCAGUCACUGGGGCCGUACCAGUUACUGGGGCCAUACCAGUCACUGGGGCCAUACCAGUUACCGGAGCUGUACCAGUCACUGGGGCCGUACCAGUUACUGGGGCCAUACCAGUCACUGGGGCCGUACCAGUUACCGGAGCUGUACCAGUCACUGGGGCCGUACCAGUUACUGGGGCCAUACCAGUCACUGGGGCCGUACCAGUUACCGGAGCUGUACCAGUCACUGGGGCCGUACCAGUUCCCCGUCACCGCACCAGCUCACCAUCACGUUGCCAUUUCCCUGGUGCUGUGCAGCCCCAGUGACCCCCAGUGA
Molecule: messenger RNA, 1470 nt
Organism: Cygnus olor (mute swan)
Lineage: Eukaryota; Metazoa; Chordata; Aves; Anseriformes; Anatidae
Product: vegetative cell wall protein gp1-like
Source: RefSeq, a predicted model, not a curated record